AUGAGAGGCUUGAAAAAAAAUUGCAGUGUUCUGCAUGUCGUUAACAACGUAGCAUCAAGCUCAUUACAUUCUUUUACAAUGCUUACACUGCGAUAUAUCGUCAACGCCAUUCUCUGCACGGUUGCUGUUGGUGCCCCAACAGUAGUUGAGCAAGAGCAUACUACCAAACGCGGUGUUGCCUUUAAUACAUUUCUCGGCCUGAUCGUCAAGCUCUUCCCCGUCAACACUGUCAUUGACAACACAUGCGGCACCCUCAAUACUGGCCAGCAAAUUCUCGCAACAGUGUUCAACCUCGACACUACACAGUCUAGCAGCAGCUCAUGCAAGGACAUGACUGUCAUCUUUGCCCGCGGCACCUGCGACCCCGGCAACGUCGGUGCUCUCGUCGGUCCACCUUUCUUCAAAGCCAUUCAGGACAAGCUUCCCGGCAAGUCCAUCAACUUCCAAGGCAUCAACUACCCUGCCAGCGUGGAGGGCUAUCUCAGUGCCGACGGAGCCGCCGGACAGACAAUGGCCAAAUUGGUGAGGAGCACAUGGGCUUCAUGCCCAAACACCAAGAUUGUCCUCAGCGGCUACUCGCAGGGCGGCUUUGCUGUCCACAACGCAGCAGAUAGUCUGGGCAAGACCAUGUCGAAGGUGAGCGCUGUUGUCGUCUUCGGGGACCCGCUGUCCCGCAAGCCACUCAGCAACAUCGACGUAAGCAAGGUGCGCAUCGUGUGUCAUGAAGGGGAUGAUAUUUGUGCGCAGGGAGUUUUCAUCUUGCCCCAGCACCUGACGUACGCCAUUGAUGCCGCGUCUUCUGCAGAUUUUAUCGCCGCACGUGUGUAG
This is a messenger RNA of Akanthomyces muscarius, 828 nucleotides long. RefSeq lists its product as uncharacterized. The coding region runs from base 1 to 828 and encodes 275 amino acids. Gene Ontology annotation, cellular component: extracellular region. The record is from RefSeq and is a predicted model, not a curated record. Gene Ontology annotation, biological process: carbohydrate catabolic process. Gene Ontology annotation, molecular function: cutinase activity. Lineage: Eukaryota; Fungi; Ascomycota; Sordariomycetes; Hypocreales; Cordycipitaceae. The transcript has 5 exons.